CCUCCAGUUACUGGGCAUCAGACUCUCAUUGUUGAAGAAUUCGAACCAGAUGUCUUCCGUCAGCUCAUUGAGUAUAUUCACACUGGUUGUGUAAUGUUACAAGCCCGUACGCUUUUAGGACUAGUGAAUGCAGCUGAUUACUACAGCUUAGAGGAGCUGCGGAGAGCCUGUAUGGGUUUUGUCCAAAGUUGUAUUAACGUCGAUACUGUAUGUGCUCUUCUCGCAUCAGCAGAGAAAUACAUCCAGUACAAGUGUACCAAGUCUUUAGUUCAAAGGGUUUUAGAGUUUGUGGAUAACCAUGGAAACGAAGUGCUCAGCCUUGGCUCCUUCGCACUGCUUCCUCUUCACGUGGUGAGACUCAUCCUUUCUCGAGAAGAGUUACGAGCCGAUGAAAUGACUAAAUUCCAGGCAGCGAUGCACUGGAGUCGUCGCUACUGUGACAGUAUGGGAAACGCUGAUUUGCGUGAGACCAUCGCUAACUUUAUUGAGUAUAUCGAGUUUUACAAAAUUCCGGCGAGUGUACUUAUCAAGGAAGUGCAUCCUGUUGGAGUUAUACCAGACCACGUGAUUAUGAAUGCUUUAGCAUAUCAAGCCGACCCCUCGAGUGUGGAUGUGAAUAAACUCAGCUCUCCUAAUCGCUUCCGACGGGCCAGUCUCCAACCAAACUUGCUUCGUUCCACGGGACUCGAUCGCGACGCCGCUGCUGCUGCUUCCUCACUGAGAGAAAAUCCUGAUGAAAACCGGCCCAGACAACCAGGACAGAAACGCAGACCUUAUAGAAGAAGUAACACUCUCGCUGAAAGCUAAAUUAGUUGUGCUGAUGUUGACACCGAGAUUUAAUGUUGCGUAUUUAAUCAGUGUAGUGUUAAAUCUGUUUCACUGUAGAUGUCUGUGAUAAAUAUUGUUAACCGGGAAAAGGAAUGAUGGAGAAACUGGACACCGAGAAUUAAUAUUGCGUAUUUAAUCAGUGUAGUGUUAAAUCUGUUUCACUGUAGAUGUCUGUGAUAGAUAUUGUUAACCGGGAAAAGGAAUGAUGGAGAAACUGGACACCGAGUAUUAAUAUUGCGUAUUCGAUCAGAAAUAGAAAAGACAGUAGUAGAAACGGUUCCUGUGAAUAGAAAUGGCUCCCUUUAUUCUUGUUUUCCAAGGUAUUUUCUCAUGGCACAUAGUAUAGAUAACGGUAUGUUUAAUUAAUAUUAAAUUGUGAUCAAAGCAAGCUACUAUACAUAGAUCAGGAAAAUUAUAUAUAUCUAGAU
Messenger RNA from Limulus polyphemus (Atlantic horseshoe crab), 1256 nucleotides. RefSeq names its product serine-enriched protein-like. The transcript is spliced from 3 exons. The annotation marks the transcript as partial. The record is from RefSeq and is a predicted model, not a curated record. Gene Ontology annotation, molecular function: protein binding. Lineage: Eukaryota; Metazoa; Arthropoda; Merostomata; Xiphosura; Limulidae.